UCUCCACAGCCACCCCUUCAAAGAAAAAGGUCACAAAAGAGGGGACAGAGAGAGGAUGGGGGGGGCAAAGUGGUGUGGGUAGUGGAAUUGUAGGCCAGAUGAGGUCAACAAGAAGGUGAAUUGUAAGCCCCCAAAGCCCCAAAACACACACACAGGCAACAACAUUCUUCUACUCCUCACUGAGUUCUAAUCAUUGGGUGUCUGCAUCUGUUGGAAAGGCCUCUCCUUUUUCCUUAUUCUUGUCAAACAUGUCCCUCUGUCCUCUGUCCUGUUACUUCAUUUCCCUUGUCUCCCCAUUCUUAAAUACCUGCAAUCCACGGAACAGGGUGCGAGAAAUGAGCGCGACCCGAAACUUCAACCGGGCUCACUUCUCCCGCCAAACGCACGAACACAAGCACGCAUGAGUCGGUGUCAUCUUCGAGUCGGGUGUUUGAUGGUAGCUGAUGGGGUUCCAGAUUGCGCUGACAUAAACAAGCUCCGGGUGAACGAGUUUCGCAACCAUUUAGAUCCCGCUUUAAGCUGUCCCGGGAACAAACCCUCUGAAGGCGAGUUCAACGUGUUUUUGCAAUCGAUUUCGUGGUUUUUUUUUUUUUCCAGGCGAUCUGCUACUUGAUCUAAUGGUCUUGACCCGUCUCUGCCUCGAAUGCUUGGACAGAUACAUUAUGUUGGUUCGGAGCUAUCGUAGGUGGCUUAACCUCUUCAUUGCAGCAUGCCGAGAAGGACCGCUAUAAUUCCUCUCCGGAGACUGGGUUGAGUGAUUUGGUGGCUAAAUUUCUAGUGCUCUGUUCAAAACUUGUCGUCUCGGCUUCAGAGUUCUCAUAGGGAAAAAAAAGGUUUUUGGAUUUGCUAAAGAGGUGGUAAAAGACGGCUUUGGAAGGUCAACAUAUCUAGUGCAGUUUAGAAGAGUUGUGCCUGCAGCGGUCAUGGUGGUGGACAAGGAUUUUAGAGGAAAUUUCAUGGAGACUUUGAAUCAAAAGAAUAAUGACGAGGAAUGCAUGCCCUCUGUAUUGACGUUCAAGAUCAACUCUGGGGAUGAUGAUGGCAUGGGGGAUGUGGACGAGACCGAGAGCAUGGAGCUAGAAUCCAAUGGAAGCAAGAUCAGUGUAGAGGAUGAAGACCUGAUGAUUUCAGACUCGAAGGAAAGUGCGGCAUGUUCUGCAGGUGGCGGAACACGAAAUGAAGGCGAUGCAGAGAGUGAAGUAGUGGAGGGAGAUGCAGUGAAUAGGAAAUCCAGAGCUUCCUUCAAACGAGCUCGUGACGGUAUUUACGAAGAAGAUUCAGUGGGGUCGAAUUGGAAAAAGAAGAGUCCAGUAGGGCAACGGGAUGACGAGUCGAUUGGCGUAGUUGCUGAAUCAGAUGGAGGCAACAUAUAUAGCAGUCAGGGUGAUUUCGUAAUUCUGGAUCCUGAAGUAUCUGGAGAGGAAUCUGCUUGUGUUGUGGACCAGAGUCCAUUACGGGCAAUGCUUAACUGGCUCAAUGGGAUUGCAAACAACCCAUGUGAUCCAGAAAUUGGAUCUUUACCAGACCUGUCCAAAUGGAACCUCUAUGGAAGUGACAAAUUGUGGAAACAGGUUUUGUUGUCUCGGGAGGCUCUCUUAUUGGAUAAACACAAAUCUCUGAGUGCCAAAAGAUUAGUCUGGCAGAAAAAUCAGAGGAUGCACCCAAGCUUGUAUGAAGAUCGUGAUGGAUCCGGUUAUAAACUGAGAGAGAGACAGUGUGAGGAGAGUUUUCUCCUCAAAAGCAAGAAGGUGAAAAGUGGUUCAGAUACUUUCUUGUCAGGAUGUCAUGGUUACUUGGAUACUAAAGAUAACAUUGAUAACAAUAUCAAGGAUGGAGACUCCAGUUCCUCAUCUGCAGGUUCUCUAUUUGACUAUCAGGGACAAGAGGAAGUACCUCUGGGUUCUGAAUUUCAAGCUGAAGUGCCAGAGUGGUCUGGGGUAACUUUUGAAAGUGACUCUAAAUGGCUGGGAACCCCAAUUUGGCCUUUGAAAAAUACACAGAGAAGAUCUCUGAUUGAGAGGGAACCUAUGGGAAAGGGAAGACAAGAUUCAUGUGGAUGUCAAGUUCGAGGCUCUGCUGAAUGUGUUAGAUUUCACAUUGCCGAGAAAAGCAAAAGACUGAACCUGGAACUUGGCCCAGCUUUCCACAUUUUCAAGUUUGACAAAAUGGGCGAAGAAGUUAAACAUUCCUGGACAAGCGAAGAGCAGGAGAAAUUUGCUGCCAUAGUGAGGUCAAAUCCCCCUUCUCAAGGUAAGUGUUUCUGGGAUCAAAUGUUCAAGGAUCUUCCGACCAAAAGCAGGGUUGAAUUGGUGAGCUACUAUUUUAAUGUCUUUCUCAUGCUACGAAGGAGAAACCAGAACAGUUUCACUCCCCUUAAUAUUGAUAGUGAUGACGAUGAAUGGGAACCUGGUUCUGUUGUUCGUGGAGUUGGCCAUCAAGAGAUCAGGUCGUCGGGCUCCAUAUUUUAUUCACCAACAAAGCCACAUUCUAGGUUUAGAUGAUGGUAAGUUUCUUCUGAAGCAUACACUUUGCCGAGAGCUGCCAAUCUGGUUGUUCUUCUGCAGUUCAGUGCCUCGGCAAAAAUUUUCUGGAGAACAAUUUUUUUCUUUUGGGUCAUAGCUAUGAUGUAUUAUUACAGGAUAAUCAUGCUUAGCUCUGGUAGAGAAAAAAAAAAGUGAAGUAUUGAUAUAUGGGUAUUAGCUGUAUAGCGCAAGAAGUUAUGUUGCAGUCAAGUCAUUUUGUUUUUCCAGCGUACAGCUCUUUAAGGUAUACUUCCUGUUGAUUUCUCAUGACUACCAACACUGGAUACAGAUCUUUCUGUUUCUUCUUCUUCUGUUUUUUCAAUAUACUUGUUCGCUUUGUUUCUGGCCUUA
Molecule: messenger RNA, 2873 nt
Organism: Syzygium oleosum
Lineage: Eukaryota; Viridiplantae; Streptophyta; Magnoliopsida; Myrtales; Myrtaceae
Product: AT-rich interactive domain-containing protein 1-like
Exons: 4
Coding region: 924-2501 (525 amino acids)
Source: RefSeq, a predicted model, not a curated record